GCCCUCCCCGAUCAGUUUCUCUCCCCCGAGUUUCCCGGAGGACAGAGAGGCCAGCCCAGACAGGGCCUCCAUGGAGGCUGUACCAGAGGAGGAGGUUGCCAUGGAGAUCAUGGAAGUGGAUGAGGAGAUAACCUUUAACCUCAGCAGGGGGGACGGACUGGCAGGGGAGGAGGAGGAGGAAGACACCCAGGAGUUUGAAGUGACCAAACCCCCCUCCCCUCCCAAACCCCCCUCCCCCACCAAACCCCCCUCCCCCGUCAGACAGCUGUCCCCAGGACUGUACCCGGCUCUCCCCCGGGCUGCACCUGCCGAACCUUCGCCCAUCAGAGCGCCGCUGUACCCUGACCUGUCCCCGACGUACCGGGAACCUGGGGGUGGGGAGGAGACUGUACCCUCAGAACCUGUAUCAGCCUGGGCUCCGUGGGGAGGCACCUUGUCCAGGGCUCCUCUCCAGAGAGGCAGCGCGCCCCUCCCCACCACUUCUGUUGUAAGCGAGGUGGUAGAAGAAGAAACAAUGAUGGAAACAAGUUCAGCUGCAGGAACGUUAGAAUACCCCUCCCCUCCGAAGCCAGUACGCCUCCUGCUAUCCUCUACAACGAUGACACCACCAGACACCCCUGAGAGCACGGCCAGAAUGCCGGCCCAGCCAGCGACCGUGGACGUAACGCCUCAGCCUGCACCCGUUUCUCCUGUUAAAGCCGAACAAACCGAAGCAGACGUGGGAGAAAUCUCCGUAACAGCUGAAUCGACAGUCGUUAAGGAGGUAAAGUUUUCAGCUGAAGAAGGACCAGAACUUUCUUUACAAGCACAAGAACCAGCAACUCAGUUGCCAACCGCUGCUGUGGUUAUGGAAGAAGAUCCAGGAUUGGUUGAGAGGCAGGCGACAACUAUAGAAGCAGCCAUCCCAUUGGUGGAGCCAUCUGCUGUGGUUAUGGAAGAAGCCCCAGGAUUGGUUGAAACGCAUUCAACAGCCAUGGAAGCCGACUCAUCAUUGGAUGAGCCACCGAAGCCAGUUUCUCCACAAGUAAAACCUUCAUCGCCUUCAACUUCAGAAGUUAAAAACAUUGAAAUGUCAGUUGAAGAGGAUGCCGAACCUUCAAGACUAGCAGAAAUAAUCACCAAACCUCCAGUAAUUGUGGAAGCCAGAAGUAAAGAAACUGUUUCGACUGUAGUUGAUAAAGAGCCCACAAUGGCUGAACCAUCCAUAUCAGUCUCAGAAGUGACCCAGUCACCAAGAAAGCCGAGUCCUGAGAGAGAAGCCGCGCCAUUGGCCGAGCCAGCUUCCCCAGUUGCUGACACACCAAUGAGAGGACAGGUGUCAGGUGUGGAGCAGUUUAAACGAUCGCUGAGAACGAGAAGCCGUAGUCCGCUCAAGGCUGCCAGGAGGACGAGUGCAGAGGGAGACCAGGAGAGGGAAGACAGGGCUGAAAGGCUCUAG
This is a messenger RNA of Branchiostoma floridae (Florida lancelet), 1438 nucleotides long. Its product is annotated as proteoglycan 4-like. Bases 71 to 1438 code for a protein of 455 amino acids. Lineage: Eukaryota; Metazoa; Chordata; Leptocardii; Amphioxiformes; Branchiostomatidae. The transcript is spliced from 5 exons. The record is from RefSeq and is a predicted model, not a curated record.